ACACUUUUUCAUAUUUAUGGGCACGUCAGAAGAUGAAGUUACUUCUUCGGCGGCUGCUGCUUUUUUUUUAGGAGGCAUGAUCAAACGGUUAAUCUCAAAGUUAGGCUAUAUAAAAAUGUUAGUAUAAAAACAGCAACUGCAUUCUCAGCCUACACACGUUCAAUGUUAUGCACUUCAAGCAAUACCGCCGCAACGCACAAGGUUUACAUGAACAGGCACUGACAUUUAGGUACCAUGACAUUUAGGUACCAGUUAGAGCAUUCAAGGUAAACUGAUCAGUCCGAGUAGUGUGAACUCGCUUCUUCUUCUCUCCUCCGUUCCUUCCUUCCUUCCAUCCUUUCCUUUACUGCGUUUAUCAGUUUAGCUUCACUGCUCUGGCAUAUUAUUAAACAUGACUCACCAAACAUAAAUUAAAUAUGAAAGUAGAAGAUAAAUAUUUUUCUCAUACAGACAAGUUAGUUUGGUUUUAAAAAUCGAAUUGUCGGCAAUAAUGAUACAAAAUAACAUCUGUUAAAGACAGAUAGCUUGAGAACUUAAAAAUAAUGACCGAUAAAUGAUUCUGAAUGUUCAGCCUCUUUGUCCUCUGCAACAUGACAUUAGCCCACAGUUGUCAUAUGAGACAUGUGGUUUUCCUGUGAACAAGCUCCACAUCUGCUUUUCUAUUGAAACAUUUAUUCUUUGUCCCAGUCACAGCCACCAUCUUCUGUGAAGUCAGACUAACAGUAUGUAUGUAGCUGUCUAAAUAAUGACCUUGUUCAUCCCUGAUAUGGCUGGUCGUCUGUUUUUGCUCAUCCUCCUUUUCGAUACCUUCCAGUACCUCAAAGCCAAAGAUCUUCCUCAGCCCAGUCUGACAGUGAUUCCUGCAGUCAUCAAAGAGAGAGACUCAGUUCAGCUGAACUGUCAGACUCCAUCUGUCUCUGAGUGUUACUUCAAAAUGGAAGGGCAAGUGGAAUUCACCCUACCAUCACCCUGUCAACAUGAACUCACAGGAACACUACUGGUGAGGUGGACAGGUCAGAGUUCACCAGCUGAGGUCAAAAUACAAUGUCAGUACAGUGCUACAGGUUCACAGUUUAGAUCCAUGUUCAGUGAGCCUUCAACAGUCACAAUUCAGGACCUUCCUCAGCUGACAGUCAUCAGAGAGACAGAAUCAGUUCAGCUGAGUUGUGAGACUCCUCCAUCUCUCCCUGUGUCUCACUGUUACUUCUACAUAGAGGGGAGGAAGAAUCUUCCAGACUCAUUGUGUACGCAGACAAUAACAGGAACUCAGCUGCUGAAGAGGGCAGAUCAAACAUUUCCAGUUGUGGUCAAAGUGAAGUGUUACUAUGCUGUAGGGAAGUCUCACACAUCUCCGUUUAGUAACUCUGUCUCAGUCACUGUUCAGGACCCACCUCCUCCCAGGCUGACAGUCAGUUCUACAGUCAUCAGUGAGAGAGACUCAGUUCAGCUGAGCUGUGACUCUCCUCCAUCUGUCUCUGUGUCUCAGUGUUACUUCUACACAGAGGGGAGAGAUCCUAAACCCUCACCCUGUACGAAGUCACUCACGGGGACUGAGCUGCUCUCGUCGGCAGGUCAAAGUUCAUCUGCUGAGAUCAAACUGAGAUGUUUUUACACAGUAGAAACUCACUUUCCAUCGAUGCACAGUGGUUCUGUCUCUCUAUCUAUUCUUGUGGGUUUGACUCCAGGUCCUAGAUCUACUUUGCCUCCCAGCAAGACAGUGAGUCCUACAGAAGACACCACAGUGACACAAACUACCAGUUUGACCUCCCCUUUGACCCCUAGCACGGCAGUGAAUCCUUCAUCAGGGUCGACUGUUUGCUGUACUUUGACCACUGACACCCCAGCGAGUCCAACUGAAAGGGGUCAAAGCUCCACAGAAAGUGAUGUGGAAUCAAACAGUAAAGAAAGCAUUCUGUUGGGGCAAUUAUGGCAGGCAGCAGUGGCUUCUGGAGUGGGCGUGUUCCUGGUAGGAUUGACAGCUGUCUGUCUCUGCAGGAGGACCAAGAAAACCAAUUCUCAGAGACCUACAACCAGACAGGAUGAUCACAGCCAAUAUGAUUUGGUGUCUAUGGGAGCGGUGAGCAGCGAAGUCAUGGUGGAUUCAGGAGAUGCUAGAAUCGAUUCUCAGAUCACUUCUGUAUUGUUCACGUUCACGCCCUCAGGUCCUGUUGAUGUGGAUACACAGACAUUUGCAAAUGAACAUUCUGAUACGUACCACGUAUACAGCUCAAUCCCCGACAGACCAGCAACCUCAGCCCAGCAGGAUGGGUUGUACAGUCUUCUGCAGGGACACUGAAACUACACCUCUGGCUUUCUGUAGAUACGUCUCUCACAUCUCACACAAAUACAUUUUUUUAUCAUAUGAUAUCCUUUGUUUAUCACACAUCCAGUUACUGUAAAUAAGUUGCUUAACAGGUAAUAUAUCUACUGUAUUACACAUGGACCACUGGUUUCUGUUACAUAUCUAUCCAUAAUAUCUGUUACUGUGUUAAUAUUUUUAUUUGGGGUUUUUUGGAGGGGUCCGGGGCAUACUCUCCUUUGAGCAUUUUCUUAUUUCUUUUCCCUAGUAAAUGCUGAAUCUACUGUAUGUAUGUCUAUUAUGUUGACUGUUUGAUACCUCCUUCCAUAUUGAAAUUAAUUGUUGGAUACAAUUAAUUUCCUAUUGGGCAAAACAUAAUCCAAAACACAACCAAAACAAACUGCAAAUGCAUACAAACUCAACUUUGUUAAGUCACAAACUUGAUGCAUUUAUUGGGUGCAAAGAAUAUAGGACCAAAAUACAUAAUGUUUGACUAUGUAAUACAAUAUAAAUGAA
Molecule: messenger RNA, 2815 nt
Organism: Salmo salar (Atlantic salmon)
Lineage: Eukaryota; Metazoa; Chordata; Actinopteri; Salmoniformes; Salmonidae
Source: RefSeq, a predicted model, not a curated record